GUGGGUCCGCUCCUGGUUCGCUCGUUGGCCUCGGCUCUUUGAAGAUGGGACAUACUGACAAGCACACAUACACGUGAAAGAAGCAAGGAAGAAGCAAGGAAAAAGCGAAAAAGCAGAAGAGGAAAGAAGGCCGGACUCGUCCUCACCAUCAUCAUCAUCAUCAUCAUCAUCGUCGUCGGCGGCGGCGGCGGCCCUUUGAGUUGAAACCCCAAAACACCCACCCCCAAUAUCGCCCACUACCGACCUACCCUCCGACCCACCUAGCCGCCCAUCCAACCCUCCCACCAUUUCCAUUUCCACGCCCCCAGGUGACUCAACUCAUCUUAACCAGACACGCGUUUUUGCGCUUGUCCGUAGGACCGGUGGGCGUUCUGUGACCCACCCCCAGCCCCCGGGGAGAUCUAUCCGUCCGCAUCAUCGCGGGCCCUCGGGGAUUGGCCUUGAACUUGAUCGAUCCCCAUCCCUGUGAUCCCGUUUCCCGGUUGCCACCCGCACCCAAGGCUGGAUCAGCGCCCGGGAGGGCCCAACAAACCGAGACAGCCCGAAGCCCAAACCCACCCACGAUUGAUUGAAGAAGUGGUGGGUGGUGCCACCCUCCCUCCUCUGGCCUGAGGCAGGCAUCGCUCAACCCACGCCCACUCUAGGUUGGGAGACUGUCGGUCACGUAUCCACUCCCCCCGAUGGAAGGCCAACGCCUGGCUGGCAAUGGUGGCCCUGGAUUGGUCGGCGUGAACCAUGUUAACGGUGGACCGGGUCCGGGCGGGGGAGGCGGCAGCGGCGGCCAAGGGGACGUGCCGGAGUUGGAGGUACUGUGUAAGCAGCUCUACGAGUCUCAAGAUUCGCACACGCGCACCCAAGCCGAAAAAGCCUUAGUCACAUUCCAAAACAGCUCAUCGCCCGAUUGCUUGAAUCAAUGUCAAAUGUUGUUGGAACGUGGCAGCUCGCCCUACUCGCAGCUCUUGGCCACCACGACCUUAACCAAAUUAAUCAGUCGCACGGCCCAAGUAUUGUCGUUGGCGCAACGAGUCGAUAUCCGCAAUUAUGUCUUGUCUUACCUCUACAACCAACCCAAACUGACGCCGUUCGUGGUCCAAGGUUUGGUCACAUUAUUUGCCCGGAUCACCAAGUUGGGUUGGUUUGACACCCAAGACGAAGACUUUGCUUUCCGGAAUGUCAUCACCGAUAUCCAUCGCUUUCUUCAGGGCAACGCCGACCAUUGCAUGAUAGGUGUGCAAUUGCUCUCCCAGUUGACCUGCGAGAUGAACCAGAUCAGUGAGGCCGAUGCCAACCGAUCCCUCACCAAACACCGCAAGAUUGCUUCCUCAUUUCGAGACACGCAGCUCUUUGCUAUCUUCCAAUUAGCGUGCCAGCUUUUGCGCACCGCUUACGAAAGCCGGAAAAAUCUCAAUUUUAACGACGAGUCACAGCACGAGUUACUGAAGCAACUCCUUCGUCUGGCUCAUAACUGUCUCACGUUUGAUUUCAUCGGGACAUCUACGGACGAAUCUUCAGAUGAUCUCUGCACGGUCCAGAUUCCCACGUCUUGGCGGCCUGCAUUCUUGGAAGUGAGCACAUUGCAGUUAUUCUUUGACUUAUAUUCGUCGCUUCCGGUGAGUUUGUCCCCUUUGGCCUUGUCGUGUUUGGUCCAAAUUGCAUCCGUGCGCCGGUCACUUUUCAAUAACGCCGAGCGAGGCAAGUUUCUGAACCAGCUUGUGACCGGUGUUCGGGAGAUUCUUCAGAGUCCUAACGGCCUUCAAGACCCUAACAACUAUCAUGAGUUCUGUCGAUUACUAUCCCGGCUCAAGUCAAACUAUCAGUUGGGUGAAUUGGUGACCGUGGACAAUUAUCCAGACGCCAUUCGCCUGAUGGCCAAGUUCACCGUGGAGUCCCUUCAGAUGUGGCAGUUCGCACCCAAUUCCAUUCAUUACCUUCUUUCGUUGUGGCAACGCAUGGUGGCGUCUGUGCCUUACGUGAAGGCCGCCGAACCCCAUCUUCUGGAGACUUAUACACCCGAAGUCACACAAGCCUACAUCACGUCUCGUCUGGAGUCAGUGGCAGUUGUGAUCAGAGAUGGAUUGGAGGAUCCCUUGGACGAUAAUGGGAUGGUGACCCAACAACUGGAUCAGCUCUCGGUGAUAGGCAGAUGUGAGUACGGAAAGACUUGCCAGCUUCUUGUGCAACUCUUCGACCAAUCCGCUGCCUCAUAUCAAGAAAUGAUCGCUAGUGCUAACACCACGUCCAAAUUAGACGUCACCGUUCAAGAGGGUCGAUUGACUUGGUUGGUGUACAUCAUUGGAUCGGCAGUGGGCGGUCGAAUUUCAUUCAAUAGCAACGAUGAGCAUGAUGCCAUGGAUGGUGAGCUAGUUUGUCGUGUCCUACAACUCAUGAGGCUCACUGACAGUCGUCUAGCGCAACAAGGGUGCGAGAAACUGGAAUUGGCGCUCAUGAGCUUCUUCGAGCAAUUCCGAAAAAUUUACGUGGGAGAUCAAGUGCAAAAGACCUCGAAAGUGUAUCGAAGAUUGUCCGAUGUUUUGGGAUUGAAUGACGAGUCCAUGGUGUUAUCCGUGAUCAUCCGGAAAAUCAUUACUAACCUGAAAUACUGGGGUAGCUCCGAGCAAAUCGUUUCCAAAACCCUUCAGCUUCUCUCGGAUUUGAGUGUGGGCUAUGGAACGGUGAGGAAACUUGUGAAACUAGAAGAGGUGGGAUUCCUCCUAUCCCAUCACACGGCCGAGCACUAUCCUUUCCUAGGAGUUAACGUCUCCGUCACAGAAAUGAGAUGCAGGUCCAUGUUUUACACAUCUUUGGGCCGGUUACUCAUGGUGGAUUUGGGGGAAGACGAGGAAAAAUUCGACCAAUUCAUGAUGCCGCUGACGCAGGCCUUCGAGACCUUAGGUCGGGUCAUGAUGAGCUCCAACUCUGGGUACAACUCAGAAGAGGUUCGAAAGUCUGUGAUUGGUUUGGCUCGAGAUUUGCGUGGCCUGGCACAUGCAUUUAACACCAAAGUGUCUUACAUGAUGCUUUUCGAGUGGAUCUAUCCCCAAUAUACGCCCAUAUUGCAAAGGGCGAUGGAAAUUUGGUUCAGUGAUCCACACGUGACCACGCCCGUUUUGAAAUUAUUCGCUGAGCUGGUUCAAAAUCGAUCCCAGAGGCUGCAAUUCGACGUGUCAUCGCCUAAUGGCAUUUUGCUCUUCCGCGAGGCCAGCAAAAUCAUUUGCACAUACGGAAGUCGAAUUUUAAAUGUGAACGUACCUAAAGAACAGAUAUAUCCUGGCAAACUCAAAGGCAUCAGCAUAUGCUUCUCCAUGCUCAAGGCAUCCUUAUCUGGGAACUACGUGAACUUUGGUGUGUUUCGUCUGUAUGGUGAUGAAGCUCUCGAUAACUCUCUGAAAACAUUUGUCAAGCUUCUGCUUUCAGUCCCGCAAUCUGAUUUGUUGGAUUAUCCCAAGCUUUCACAGACUUACUACUUCCUUUUGGAAUGUCUCGCCACAGACCACAUGAGUUUUCUAGCCACGAUGGAACCCCAGGUGUUCCUGUACAUCUUGUCCUCGAUCUCCGAAGGUCUCAAUGCCAUAGACACGAUGGUUUGCACUGGAUGCUGCGCCACUCUUGAUCAUAUCGUCACCUAUCUCUUCAAACAAGUCACUUCGAAAGGGAAAAUUCGUCGUGGUCAGGUGAUACCGGAUAAUGAUGCGCUGGUUCAAGUGAUCAAAGUCAGGCCUGAACUUCUUCAGCAGAUGCUUUCGACCGUUUUGAAUAUCAUUAUGUUCGAGGAUUGCCGCAACCAGUGGUCCAUGUCGAGGCCUUUACUGGGCCUUAUCCUGCUAAAUGAAGAGUACUUUGAACAACUCCGAGACCAAAUCAUUCAAGCCCAGCCUUCAGACAAGCAAACAGCCAUGGCCACGUGGUUUAAGAACCUGAUGGAGGGCAUUGAACGAAAUCUGCUCACGAAGAACAGAGACAGAUUCACUCAAAAUCUUUCGGUGUUUCGACGUGAUAUCAAUGAUUCGCUCAAGGGCCCAAACGUGACAACAACCACUGUGAACGAUAUGAUGACAUCUUGAAGAAGCCAAGCGGACGGAAAUAAUGUCGAUAUUUUUAAUGAGGCCACCUGUUGUUGUUCCUCGUUAAAUGUGGUAUGAGUGUGAGUGUUGCCUGCCUACCUGCCCAUCUGAUUCAACGGCUGAUUGUCUAUAUUGGUCUUGCUUGUUUGUCGAUCGUGUUAAUUAAUCUCGUUGUUCCGAGAAAUUCCGUAUUGAGCAUCCAUCCAAUCCAUCCAUCUAUCCAUCUAUCUAUCCCACUUUCUCUCUCUCUCUUUCCUUCCUGGGCGCUAUUGAAAUUGUGCUGGCAUUAUUACUCGAUAUUCUUGACGCCGAUGCUUCAUUCCUUUGUGUUUCGGACGAUGUGGCUGUGAUUCUGAAACAUGGACGAGAAAACUAUCAGUCAAAAGAAGCGCUCAACGUGGGACAGCGUCUUACGAUCUAUCAACCUCUUUAUCGGACGGACACACAACAUCGUGGGGGUGGACAUCAUUCAGCUCACUGGAGGCGUUAUCGCCUACACCCACACAAAUGCAAAAACGCUUCGACCACGAUUGCAUUCCUGUCGAGAGAGACAGACUUAUUUUUAUAUGAUUUAUUCCCGAGCCAUUAAACAGCACACCCUGCACCGGGAGACGGUUGCUCGAUCCGAACUCGUCUAGGAGCGUACAUACUGUAAGUCAGCGUCGCCUUUGAGAUGGCUCUGUCCACUAGUCCCUUGUUGACGACUUAAAUUUGACCGAAAAAGCACAAGGAUGAUGAAAGAAUAAUUUUGAGCCCAUUAUAUUCUAAACAUUAAGUGCGAGUGGAUGUUAUUGGAUUUCACACAAGUAAUAAACGCGACCCAGGUUGAUGGUUUCAC
This is a messenger RNA of Tigriopus californicus, 4899 nucleotides long. RefSeq names its product exportin-7-like (gene Ranbp16). Gene Ontology annotation, biological process: protein export from nucleus. Gene Ontology annotation, molecular function: small GTPase binding; nuclear export signal receptor activity. NCBI's taxonomy places the organism in Eukaryota, Metazoa, Arthropoda, Copepoda, Harpacticoida, Harpacticidae. Bases 681 to 4061 code for a protein of 1126 amino acids. The record is from RefSeq and is a predicted model, not a curated record. Gene Ontology annotation, cellular component: nuclear pore; cytoplasm. The transcript is spliced from 19 exons.